AUAAAUGCUCAGUAACAUUCAGAUACCUGCCUCUAAGACAUUGCUGGGAAAGUGACUUUUUUUUUACACAUUUUUAGAAAUUGUGAUGCAUCAUAUGCACUGUUUUGCCAAUAAUAGGUAAAGGACUGAAUGCUUCGCUACUUAGUAAUUUUACCUGCUUUGUCGAUUUUUAGGCUAUAAUAAUCUGGCACCCUGUGGAUUUCCAGCUUUCAUUCUCUUUUAUUCCUGAAACGAUUUUGCCAGAGAAUUAAGGUGAGCAGAGCACUUGGAACACUUUGUGCCAUGAGUCUGAGAUCCGGGAGCGGAGCACUGUGCAGCAAAGAGCCGCUCUCGCUCUCCUUCUCUGGCUCGGGCUUCCUGGCCGUGUACCAGCUGGGGGUCUCCCAGUGCUUUCGGGACUUGGCCCCAAUGCUGCUCCAAGGAGCGCCGCACAUCUACGGCGCGUCGGCCGGAUCGCUGGUCGCCGCCGCGGUCGCGUGCGGAUCAAACCUGGAGCGCGUGCGGGAUGAAAUCGUCCGGUUCGCGGAGACCCACGUGCUGGCGUCCCUCCUCCCGCCCACUAACGUCUUCAAAUGGAUCGAGUACGUACUGCGCCGCCUGCUGCCCAAGAACGCGCACCUCCUCGCGACCGGACGCCUCUUCGUCUCCAUGACGCGCAUCCCCGACGGCAGGAACGUCCUGGUUUCCGAAUUCCACUCUAGGGAGGACGUCAUCCAGGCGCUGUUGUGCAGCUGUUUCCUGCCCUUGUACUGUGGCAUUCAACCCCCUUGUUACAAGGGAGUGUAUUAUAUCGAUGGGGGCUUCACUGACAUACUGCCUGUCCCUGGGUCCUCCCGGACUCUGACCGUGUCUCCGUUCGCUGGAGAAGUGGACAUCUGCCCACGGGACCCGAACGCGGGGGGCUACGCAGUGGUCUUGAGUGGUCUCGUCUUCCACUUUUCCCUGCCAAACUGCACCCGGAUGACGAAGGCUCUCUUCCCCCCAGCACCCUCAGUGCUCAGCAAAGCAUAUGAAAAUGGAUAUCAAGAUGCAUUAUUCUUCUUGCAAAACAGUGAGCUGAUAGAGUUCCAGCCCUGGCAGAACAUUGGGCUGAAGAGCCUGUGGUCUGGAAAUGAGAGAGAUUCUGUGGUCCAGCUGGCAGAGGAGGAGGAAGAGGAAGAUGAGAAGGAAGACUUGGAGAGUCCAAAUCCAUCCACAGAGGAGUGUGCCUGGGAACCACAAAGGAACGUGGACCCUGGGAAGCAAGCCCCAACAUUCAGCCUCCUCCUGUGGUUACAGGAAGCAUUGCUGUGCAACCUCCUGAAGCACGUGGGGCUCAUUUACCAUGAUGUCUUCCACAUGCGUUUCAUAUCCUACCUGCUCCUGCCCUACACCUUGCCCAUUUAUACAAGUUUUUUGUUCAGUUACAGAUUGUUCCAGUUCCUGAGACUCCUCUCAGAAAUGGCCUUCUGGCAAGACGUAAAGCAGGUCUCCCUGUUCAUCACAAACAUCAUAAUGUCCAGCCUGAGGAAGAACAUGGAACACUGGUUCUUUCCUUCAUUCCUCUUGAGCCCUGGACAGAAGAUUCUGGCGAUGUACGACGGACCGACAGAAAUCGAGCCGGCACACCUGCUCUCCACCCUGCAGUUCCAUCUCUCCAGUCAUUCUGACAAACCCCAAACGGAGCCCCCAGUUUCAAGGAUGCUGCUCAGCCUAGAGCUGGAGGUGGACAGAAGGACUAGGGCUCCUGCCCUUGUGUGUGGACCCAACACGGAGAACUAGGGGAAGGGCACAUCUCCCUAAGUGUCACAUCUUUUAGUAGUUCUGAUGCAUUUAUUCAUUCAGCUUUUCUCUAACGUAACUUACAGCAUUAAGCUACUGACAACUGUUC
Molecule: messenger RNA, 1870 nt
Organism: Scleropages formosus (Asian bonytongue)
Lineage: Eukaryota; Metazoa; Chordata; Actinopteri; Osteoglossiformes; Osteoglossidae
Gene: pnpla1
Product: patatin-like phospholipase domain containing 1
Exons: 9
Coding region: 283-1761 (492 amino acids)
Biological process (GO): lipid homeostasis; triglyceride catabolic process
Cellular component (GO): membrane; lipid droplet; cytoplasm
Molecular function (GO): triacylglycerol lipase activity
Source: RefSeq, a predicted model, not a curated record